AUGCAAGAAUUAGUCUUUCCUCCUCCGGAAGCGCCUUCGACCGCCUCCCUUCCGAUGCCCCGUCCAGAAGCCUACGAAGGUGAACCAAGGGAGUAUGCGAGAGCCUUGAUGCAACGUAAGGAUGAUAUUGAGAAAGAGAUAGCAUCGUUAAAAGAUGUAUUGAACUCUCAUGGAGUAACGCCUCGCACUUCGCUGACAGAUAAUGAAGGUUAUCCAAGGGGUGAUAUAGAUAUCUACGCAAUACGACAUGCUCGAUCUUCUCUAGUGAGACUUCAAAACGAUAGUAAGACCGUGUCCGACCUAUUAGCUACAGCAUUACAAGAUGCUUUUGCUCGACCGACUCACCCAAACGGCAACGCAUCCUCAACUUCUAUUCCCUCUUCAUCGCAAAAUAUCGCAGCAGCACCGAGACAAGCCAAUGGAGACAGUAUAGACGUCGACUGGCCUGAAAAAGCUAUUGCGAGAGUCAAUUCCGUUGCUUUUCAGAGUCCUGCAUUGCAAGCUGGACUGCAAUCGAAUGAUUUGAUAUAUGAUUUUGCUGGAGUAACUCACCUCUCACAAGGUGGAAUUCAAGCUAUAGGUGCAGUAGUAUCGCGCUCAGAAGGUGUCUCUUUACCCAUACGGAUUCUACGUCAGGAACAGAAAACUACCUUGCAUUUAACCCCUCGGAAUGGAUGGGGUGGAAGAGGGACGCUGGGCUGUCAUAUUCUGCCUGUAUAA
This is a messenger RNA of Kwoniella shivajii, 720 nucleotides long. RefSeq lists its product as uncharacterized. Gene Ontology annotation, biological process: proteasome regulatory particle assembly. Gene Ontology annotation, cellular component: cytoplasm; nucleus. NCBI's taxonomy places the organism in Eukaryota, Fungi, Basidiomycota, Tremellomycetes, Tremellales, Cryptococcaceae. The record is from RefSeq and is a predicted model, not a curated record. The transcript is spliced from 6 exons. Gene Ontology annotation, molecular function: protein binding. The coding region runs from base 1 to 720 and encodes 239 amino acids.